AUGUUCACCGUUGCCGCCAUCCCGGCGUCCUUCGUGAUGGGGCCCGCCCUGCUCAACUGGAUGCGCGAGCCCUGCCUGUCCCGGGAGGCGGAGUGCGCGCAGCGCGCGGCCGUCUGGGCGCAGCGCGAGGCCGUCGUCCUCGCCUUCAUCAUGCUCGCCUCCACGCUGCUGCUGUCCCUGACCGGCAUGUGGCUGACGGUGAGGCAGAACGGCCUGGUGACGCUCGGUGUGCUGGUCCUCAUCGUGUCGAGCUUCUCCCUGAUGCUGAACCCCGUGAUCGCCAAGGUCAACGCCUUCGGUCUGCUCCAGGCCGCCAUGCAGUUGUCACUCAGCAGCGCGAGUUUCUACUUCAUGCUGGACGACGAGAAGGAGUACCCAGACGGCCCCCACUUCUCGGUGACGUUCUACAGCAUGGUUCUGCCUGUCUGUGGGAACGCGUUCUCAGUGCUCGGCAUCUGGCUCUACAACAGGUUCUCACACACGUGGAGCUAUCAGAGGAUGUAUGUGGUGGGGAAUCUGGUCGGUUGUGUCGCGAACGUGCUCGACGUGUUCUUCUACCUCCGCAUAAACAAGAUGGCAGGCAUCCCGGACACCGUGUUCGUACUCGGCAGCAGCGGGUUGCAGGACACGAUGCGGGAGUGGCUGUGGAUGCCUGGCGUGGUGCUGAUCAGCCACAUGUGCCCCAGGGGCAUGGAGGCGAUCAUGUUCGCUAACCUCGCCGGCUGUCACAACCUUGGGUACACGGCCUCCAUCAAUUUGGGAGCGUGGAUGCUCGAGUCGCUUCAGAUUCAGCCCGCCGGGGUCGCCGGGGAGAGGCACCAGUUCGACAACUUGUGGGUUGCCUCUAUGGUCUCCACGCUGCUGCCGCUCGUCCUGGUGGUCUUUGUGCCGUGGUUCAUCCCCAACAAGUUGAGCACCGAGCCCAUCUUCGAGGACCAGGAUGCCAUCUCCGCGACCGGCGGCUCCCUGCUGAGGCAGCUCACGGGCUGGGGCUCACCUCCUCGGGGGCCCUGGGCGGCGGCCGAGGAGCCGGCCGGCGAGCCCGAGCCGGCUGGCGAGCCCGAGCCGGGGGCUGGGCCCCUUGGCGGGGCGGCGGGGUCUAUACCCAGACGCCAUUCUGGUCGUGAGGAACUGCGAGUCGCGGGGAAAUCGCUAUAG
Prorocentrum cordatum is the source of this 1158-nucleotide messenger RNA. The record is from the annotation of a GenBank genome assembly. Lineage: Eukaryota; Dinophyceae; Prorocentrales; Prorocentraceae.